UACAGCUCCGAUUCCAUGGUUCUUUCUUCUACUUCUGUUUUUAUUUUCCAUUUGUUCCAUUUCUGGAUAGAAUGGUUGCAUUUUCCGAUGUCGUAUUGAUUCAUUGUACAUGUGGUUCCAUUUAUGGGAACCACCGAGAGAAAUCUACAUUUCGUAUACUGCUCUUGUUCUUGGUUUGAUAUUCAGCUGUUAUCUUGGAUUUGGAUGACAGAUGAUCCAUAUGUUUCAAUCGCCUGUCUAUCUACACAAUUUUACAAAUUCUCACGGAUUCUCUGGUGAUGGCUGAAUAGUGUCGAGGCCAACUCAGUAGUAUUCAGUUUCUUCACUGUGUAGAUGUGGGUGGUGUCACGAGGAUAAACAACGAUCACUUGAGUAUACUUUACUUACACCAGGAUGCCAACAUCCGUAUAGGAGCAUCAUAAUUCAUCAUAGCUCUUUUAAUACAUCGCUUGUGCAUAAGCAUUACUCAGAUAUCACCUUGGUGAAACUGUUUCACCAUCAUGGCUCAAGAUCAAAUAAGGAACAGAUCAGACGGAACCGCCGGAAGAGAAGAGCCAUCUUCACCGCCACCAUCUACGUCAUCCGAAAGAGACCGGAUCGUUUUAGGUAGGAAUGUUGGUCUCCCCGGAUGUAUUGGUAUGGUGAUGGGGAUCAUCAUUGGCACUGGGAUCUUCAUUUCACCUGCAGGUGUCUUGAAGGGAGCAGGUGGAUCGGUAGGUCUCUCCCUAGUCCUGUGGGUCAUCUGCGCUUCCAUCGCAACAUGCGGAGCCAUGUGCUACACAGAACUCAGUCUUACCUCAGGCAAAUCUGGCGGAGAGUUCACAUUUAUAUUUGAAUACUUUGGACCGGUCCUGGCCUUCUUGCGAAUGUGGACCAUCUUAGCCAUCAUCAUGCCUGCCAUAUCAGCCGUGCAAGGGAUCACGAUCGCUAAUUAUCUAACAGCGCCGUUUUUCAACGAUUGCCAUGUUCCCUCCCAUGCUAUUCGUCUCAUCGCUACGGUCAUCCUCUUUUGUUUGGUUUACAUCAAUUGCGUCAGUGUGAAAUGGUCGUCUCGUCUUACAAAUGCCUUGACGGUAACAAAGAUCAUCGGCCUAAUGGUUCUUAUUAUUAGUGGAAUUGUCAAUAUGUGCAGAGGAUAUACACAGAAUCUUACCAAUGCGUUUGCCAUUCCAAUGGAAGUCGACAUACCCAAGGCUAUUUAUAGUGGAAUAUUUGCCUUCGGAGGAUGGGAGACCAUCGCUAUGAUUGUAGAGGAAAUCAAAGAUCCGGAGAGGAAUCUUCCAUUGAGUAUUAUCAUCUCCAUGGUAAUGAUCACGGGCAUCUACUUGCUGGCUAACGUGGCCUAUCUGACCAUCCUAUCUCCUACUGAGAUUCUCGCCUCGAAGGCAGUGGCAGCGGACUUUAGUGUGCUGGCUCUUGGAACCUGGUCCUGGACUAUCUGGGUGUUUGUAGCCUUAUCAGCCAUUGGAGCUCUAAAUGCCAUGUAUUUUGGCUUCUCAAGGGUGUACUAUGCUGCUGCUCGGGAUGGUCUUUUGCCCGAGGUGAUUGGGAUGAUCAACAUCAGAUAUCGUACACCACUCCCCGCGGUCAUUGUUACGGUUCCAAUAGUGAUGGUAUGUCUGAUGGUCGAUGAUGUCUUCACGUUGAUUCAGUAUCAGUCAUUCGUUAUGGUAGCAUUUCAAGCCAUCACUGUCUGUAUCAUCCCGUAUUCACGCUGGAAGUAUCCUGACCUUAACAGGCCAUUCAAGGUACCUGUGCUUGUUGCUGUAUUAUUUGCCUUGGCCAUAGUCUUCCUAAUGGGACUUACUCUGUAUACAAGUCCAGUGAGUAGUGUAGUGGGACUCGUCCUAACCUUGAUUGGUGUACCACUCUAUUUCUUCUUCGUUCGAUUGAAUAAACCUCCAUGGUUCAGGAAAAUAACAGGCCGCAUCACCAGAGGAUUCCAAAAGUUGUUUUUCGUCGUACCGGAAGAAGCGACUACCGCAAAAUGAGGUUUCAAAAUUG
This is a messenger RNA of Lytechinus variegatus (green sea urchin), 2004 nucleotides long. RefSeq names its product Y+L amino acid transporter 2-like. Bases 501 to 1991 code for a protein of 496 amino acids. Lineage: Eukaryota; Metazoa; Echinodermata; Echinoidea; Temnopleuroida; Toxopneustidae. Gene Ontology annotation, biological process: amino acid transmembrane transport. The record is from RefSeq and is a predicted model, not a curated record. Gene Ontology annotation, molecular function: L-amino acid transmembrane transporter activity. Gene Ontology annotation, cellular component: membrane. The transcript has 13 exons.